UGCGCUGGCCCCGCGCGGCCGCCGUCGGGGGCGGAGCCGGGACGCGUCCGCGGGGCGACGGCGCGACCGAGCCAAGGGCUCGGCGGCGGCGGCGCGGCCGGCGCGAUGGGCAACCUGUUCGGCCGCAAGAAGCAGAGCCGCGUCACGGAGCAGGACAAGGCCAUCCUGCAACUGAAGCAGCAGCGGGACAAGCUGCGGCAGUACCAGCGGAGGGUGUCCCAGCAGCUGGAGCGCGAGCGGGAGGUGGCCCGGCAGCUGCUGCGGGAGGGCCGCAAGGAGCGGGCCAAGCUGCUGCUCAAGAAGAAGCGGUACCGGGAGCAGCUGCUGGACAAGACGGAAAACCAGAUCGCCAGCCUGGAGACCAUGGUCCAGAGCAUCGAGUUCACGCAGAUCGAGAUGAAGGUGGUCGAGGGGCUGAAGUUCGGAAAUGAGUGUCUGAAUAAGAUGCACCAGGUGAUGUCCAUCGAGGAGGUGGAGCUGGUGCUGGACGAGACUCGGGAGGCUGUGGAGUACCAGCGGCAAAUCGACGAGCUGCUGGCCGGGAGCUUCACGCAGGAGGACGAGGCUGCCAUCCUGGAGGAGCUGGACGCCAUCACGCAGGAGCAGGUGGAGCUCCCAGAGGUCCCCUCGGAGCCGCUCCCGGAGAAGCCAGAGAAAGCGGCCGCCAGGGCCCGGCCCCGGCAGGCGGAGCUGGUGGCCGCCUCCUAACCUCCGGGGCCGCGGGGCCGGGAUGACCGUGGGCGUGCGGUGCUGGCCAGCCCUCGGCCGGCGGUGCUGACGGCGCCCCCCUCGCCGUCUGGAGCCUCCACGCCCUCUGGGCGCAGCUGCCGCCCAUGCUGGUCUCUGGACUAAGAAGCGUCAGUCAGACCUUCCGGCGAACGGGCUGUGCAGCUGGGGCUCCAGGGCCAUGCCCGCCAACCGCCUGGUGCUGCCGCUCGCCGGCCCUGCCCGUCACUUCCUGCUCCGUGCCCUGGGGGGCAUCAGCGAGGAGCAGGCACCGGGCCUGGCUUCCCGGCCGCCGCUGCCUGUGGGCCCGGGGGAAGCACGCUCUGGGUCCGCUUGGGGGAAGGCCGGGCGUCCCUACUGGACCGAUGGCUCCCGGAGCCCUGGCCUCCCCCGUCACCUCCGGCCGCUGAGGACGACGGACAGCAGGGCAGCGGACAGCCUGCCGGGACACCCGGUGCUGCCGGAUGUGUGCCCGUGGACCCUCCGGGCGGGACCUGCCGAGACCCAGGCUGCCCGCCCUCCCCUCGGCUGACGGGCUCACGUUCACAGGGUGCGACGGCCUCGCUGGUCUCAGCCCCCACGCGGCCCCAUUAAAGCUGGUCCUGCACACCCACGCCUAGUGACCCACCGCCCGGGCCCAGCCUCGGCCUCACUGGGCGCGCUGCAGCGGGGCUGGCACCGGACAGCGGGC
Messenger RNA from Pipistrellus kuhlii (Kuhl's pipistrelle), 1417 nucleotides. RefSeq names its product charged multivesicular body protein 6 (gene CHMP6). Bases 106 to 708 code for a protein of 200 amino acids. Gene Ontology annotation, biological process: late endosome to vacuole transport via multivesicular body sorting pathway; vesicle budding from membrane. NCBI's taxonomy places the organism in Eukaryota, Metazoa, Chordata, Mammalia, Chiroptera, Vespertilionidae. Gene Ontology annotation, cellular component: ESCRT III complex; multivesicular body. The transcript has 8 exons. The record is from RefSeq and is a predicted model, not a curated record.